CGCAGACGAUUUCCAUUCAAACUCGGAACCGGAGAGACGACAGCAUGUCGGGACCGCAAGUGAGCCGCUCGAGCCUUCAGCUGUACCGCGAUUGCCUGCGCCUGGCCAAGCACAUUGGUGGCAACAGCCGCAAGGGCGAGGCCAUCCGCAGCAUGCUCCGCGCCGAGUUCCGCAAGUCGAUGCACGAGACGGACGAGCUCAAGAUUGAAAACCUCAAGGCCAACGCCGUCCGUGGUCUUAGCAACUACUUGGUCCUCGCCAACUCGAGUAAGGAUGGCAAGCUCAAGCAAGCGAUCAAGUCGACGGACGAGGCCUCCAACAGCGGUCCCCAGAAUGCCGAGUGGAAAGAGCUUUAAGCGCACACACUGUAUUUUGAGGCGCGUUGGACAAAGAUCCACAUUGUUAAACCUUCUCCAACAG
Molecule: messenger RNA, 420 nt
Organism: Saprolegnia parasitica CBS 223.65
Lineage: Eukaryota; Oomycota; Saprolegniomycetes; Saprolegniales; Saprolegniaceae
Exons: 5
Coding region: 45-356 (103 amino acids)
Source: RefSeq, a predicted model, not a curated record